Molecule: messenger RNA, 1641 nt
Organism: Trichoderma reesei QM6a
Lineage: Eukaryota; Fungi; Ascomycota; Sordariomycetes; Hypocreales; Hypocreaceae
Exons: 1
Biological process (GO): protein insertion into mitochondrial inner membrane from matrix; mitochondrial respiratory chain complex III assembly
Cellular component (GO): mitochondrial inner membrane
Molecular function (GO): ATP hydrolysis activity; ATP binding
Source: RefSeq, a predicted model, not a curated record
AUGUCGUCUCAGUUUGCGGAUGGGGUGGUCCCCAACCCUCAGUUCGCCCUCCUCAACUACUUUUUCCCGGGCUUCUCCAUGCUCACCACUGCCCUGCAAACCUACCUGGGCAUCGACCUCAACUUCUACAUCCCGCUCCUCGUCGCCCUCUUCGGCCUCAACUUUGCCUGGGGUUACAUUAGCAACUCGGCAUGGUCCUGGAUCGACGCCUAUCUCAUGUCGUCCUUCAGGGUUCGCACCGAUGAUGAGACUUACAAUAUGCUGAUGCUCUGGAUUUCCCGCCAGGCGUUUUCGCAAAACUCACGCCGCUUCCUGGUCAACACCGACCUGUAUUCUCGCAACAGCUACAUCUGGGGAGCCGGACAGGACGACAGCGAUGAUGAGGAUGGCGAGGAGGAUGCCGCCGUCGACAUGCUGGGGCCGAAACAGACUCUUCACUACACCCCUUCCUUCGGGUCUCAUUUGUUCUGGUACAAGGGCUGGCCUAUGCUGUUUGAGCGCAUCCAGAACAACCAGCAGCUCAACUUCCAAUCCGCCAGCGAGCGGGAGGAGCUCUCCGUCUCAUGCUUUGGACGUAACCCCAGUCUUCUCAAGGACCUCAUCGUGGAGGCUCGUCAGCUGUACCUCAAGAAAGAUGAGCGCAAGACCCUCAUCUAUCGCAGUGCCAGCGGCAGCUACGGCGGAGAGCCCUACUGGCAGCGCAGCAUGUCCCGUCCCAACCGGCCCUUUUCCACCGUGAUCCUGAGCGAGAAGAUGAAGCAGGACUUGAUCGACGAUGCUGCCGACUACCUCAACCCUGCCACUCGCCGGUGGUAUGCGAACCGUGGCAUCCCGUACCGACGCGGCUACCUCCUCUACGGACCCCCUGGCACGGGAAAGAGCUCGCUCAGCCUGGCUCUGGCGGGAUACUUCCGGAUGAAGAUUUACAUCGUCAGCCUGAGCUCCAUCAAUGCCACCGAGGAGGGUCUCACUUCUCUCUUCAGCAACCUGCCUACUCGCUGCCUUGUCCUCCUCGAAGACAUUGACACUGCCGGUCUGACGCACACCCGAGAAGAGCCGGAUGCUGCUGCCACCCCCAGCCCACCCCCCAUUCCCUCCUCACCAAAUGCGCCGCCCGGUCAGACUCCAGGAGCUGGCGGUCGCCUCUCGCUUUCUGGUCUUCUCAACAUUCUCGACGGAGUUGCCUCACAGGAAGGCCGCCUUCUUAUCAUGACAACCAACCACAUUGAGAAGCUGGACAAGGCGCUGAUCCGACCCGGUCGCGUGGACAUGAUGGUUCCCUUCAGCCUUGCCGACAGGACCAUGACGCAGGCCAUCUUCCGAGCCAUCUAUGCUCCCUUUGAGAGUGAGAUCACGUCAGACGAGGUCGCCCUCAAGCCCAAGUCCAAGAAGGGUGCCGCUGCGUCGAAGCGUGUCGAGCCUGAUGAAGCCGCAAAGGAACGGUGGGCCAAGCAGCACGCUGAGAUUUCUCAGCGCAUCGAGGCCCUGUCCCUGGAGUUCUCGGCCAAGAUCCCCGAGUUCGAGUUCAGCCCCGCCGAGAUCCAGGGGCUGCUGCUCAGGCACAAGCGCUCACCUGAAGACGUCAUUGCCGCUGCGGAAGCUUGGGUGAUUCAGACUCGCAAGGACAAGAAGGAGAAAGAG